Aspergillus campestris IBT 28561 is the source of this 3594-nucleotide messenger RNA. It is a transcript of the gene rom2, whose product is annotated as putative Rho guanyl nucleotide exchange factor (Rom2). Bases 1 to 3594 code for a protein of 1197 amino acids. NCBI's taxonomy places the organism in Eukaryota, Fungi, Ascomycota, Eurotiomycetes, Eurotiales, Aspergillaceae. Gene Ontology annotation, biological process: intracellular signal transduction. Gene Ontology annotation, molecular function: guanyl-nucleotide exchange factor activity. The transcript is spliced from 4 exons. The record is from RefSeq and is a predicted model, not a curated record.
AUGGCCGAUUUGGGUGGCCAGCAAGGCCGGAACUACCGGCCUUACGGACACUCCUCCUCCUUUCAACGUGAUGCCGCCUUUAACGAGAUCUUUGGUGGGGCGCCGCCACCCGGACGCUCGCAGACCAUGACCUCGCAAACCCCUCAGUUCUCUCAGGAUCGUGCCUACACCAUCCCCCCGCAGCCCUCCCGCCUCCCCUCCAAUGGAUACACCCCACCCGCCGCCAACGGCUACUAUCAGGCCUACCCAGGCGCCGCCACCAUGGCCGCCCAGCCGGCGCCCCAGAAUGCACCCCCCCGACCCUACCCGGGACGAUACGCCUAUCCGCAACCCCAGCGACUGGAUUCUCGGCCCAGCCCCGGCCCCCAGUAUCCGGAUGCCAAGGGCUAUGGUCGCCCCAUGCCCCCGCCGGCCUUGAAUACCGACGCCUAUCGGUCGAGGUCCAUGGCGCGCAUGGGCGGCCCUCCGGUCUACCAGCCCUCGCCGAACAGUUUCAAUCACACCUCGGCCAGCGCCUUUCGCCAGCAGCCCUACAAUGCCGCCGCCCCCAUGACGGCUCAGGGUCGGGUCGUGCCCGAGCGACACGGCAACGAGCGGGCCAUGUCCUUGACCUCGUACUCGGCCGAACGCGAGCAACCCCAUACUACCAGCACGGGGCGGGUGAUCCCCGCCCGUCGACAGCCGUCGGGCCCCAGUCAGCCGCCCGUCAACCCCAGGAUCGAGCAGGAGAUGGCGGCGGCAGCGGCAGCGGCGGUGGCCCCCACUGCCAACGGGAAACACCGUCCGCCCAGCGACGGCUCGACCAAUGGGCGCUCCAUGUCGAUCGCCUCGACCGUGGUCCCCGACCGGACCAUGAGCAUGCAGAGCCAAAUGGCCCACAAAACCAACACCCAGACCACGACCACGACCCUGGUCUCGAGUAACUCGCGCCGCAGCAAGGUGCCCCUGGUCUAUCCGGCGCUGCUGUCCCGCGUGGCGGACGGCUUCCGGGAGCGCAUCGUGCUGAAGGAACGGCAGAAGAACGAGCUGACCUACCAGAACGCCUUCUCGGGCGCCGAGGCCGUCGAUCUGAUCGGCUACAUCAUCAAGACGAAUGACCGCAACCUGGCUCUGCUCCUCGGUCGCGCUCUAGACGCGCAGAAAUUCUUCCACGAUGUGACGUACGACCAUCGCCUCCGCGACGCUCCCGGCGAGAUCUACCAGUUCCGCGAGACCAUGGGCGAGGAGAGCCCCAGCUCCGACGUGAACGGGGUCUUUACGCUGCUGACCGAGUGCUACUCCCCGACGUGCACCCGCGACAGCCUCUGUUACUCGAUCGCCUGCCCGCGGCGGCUGGAGCAGCAGGCCCGCCUCAACCUGCACCCGCAACCGGGGCUGCGGACGUCGGCCUCCAAGGGUAGUCUGCACGGCGACGACGACGACAACGACAACCAGAAGUUGUGGAUCAACAUGGUCCCCAAGGAGGUCUCGGACAGCAUCCCCGACAAGGAGAAGAAACGCCAAGAGAUUAUCUUUGAGAUCAUGUACACGGAGCGCGAUUUCGUCAAGGACCUGGAGUAUCUGCGGGACUUCUGGAUGCGACCCCUCCGCGCCGCGGGCCCCACCGCCAGCUCGCCCGUCCCGGAGCAUCGCCGGGAGAAGUUCAUUCGGACUGUGUUCGGCAACUGCCUGGAGGUGCUCAAGGUGAACGGGGGCCUGUGCGAGGCGCUCAACAUUCGCCAGAAGGAGAGCCAGGUGGUCCAGACCGUCGGUGACAUCUUCCUCCAGCACGUGCCCCGAUUCGAUCCCUUCAUCAAGUACGGUGCCAACCAGCUCUACGGCAAGUACGAGUUCGAGAAGGAGAAGGCGUCGAACCCCGGGUUCGCUAAGUUCGUCGAGGAGACGGAACGGCUCAAGGAGUCCCGCAAGCUGGAACUCAACGGCUACCUGACCAAACCCACGACCCGUCUGGCCCGGUACCCGCUGCUCCUGGAGCAGGUCCUGAAGAACACAGCCGACGACAACCCGGACAAGGAGGACAUCCCGAAAGCCGUCAAGAUCAUCAAGGACUUCUUGUCCCGCGUCAACACGGAAAGCGGCCGCGCGGAGAACCAUUUCAACCUGGUCCAGCUGAACUCGGCCCUGAAAUUCGGCCCCGGCGACUAUGUCGACCUCAAGCUGACCGAGGAGAACCGCCAGAUGCUGACGAAGAUGGGGUUCAAGAAGACCCCCACGGACAGCUCGGAGGUGACCGCGUACCUGUUCGACCACGCGGUGCUGCUGGUGCGGAUCAAGAUCAUCAACAAGCGGGACGAGUACCGGGUCUACCGGAAGCCGAUCCCGCUGGAGCUUUUGGUCAUCGCCCAGAUGGACGAAGUCAUCCCGCGGGUCGGCAUCACCAAACGACCGUCCUCCAGUCUUCUGUCCAACAAGGCGGUGGUUAACCCUCCGACCACCAAGGACGGGUUGCCCAUCACCUUCCGCCACUUGGGCAAAGGCGGGUAUGAGCAGACCCUCUACGCCACGUCCCCGACGCAGCGACGGAAGUUCAUCGAGAUGGUCGAGGAGCAACAGCGCAAGCUCCGGGAGCGGAACAGCAAUUUCUACCACAAGACCGUCCUCUGCGAGCGCUUCUUCACGGCCGUCAAUCGCGUCAACUGCCUGGUUCCGGUGGAUGGAGGCCGAAAAUUGGUCUACGGGACCGACAGCGGCAUCUACCUGUCGGACCGCUGGCCCAAGGAUAAGUCCGCCAAACCCCGGCGCGUCCUCGACGCCAGUCAGGUGACGCAGAUCGAUACGUUGGAGGAGUAUCAGCUGCUCCUGGUGUUGGCAAACAAGACCCUGACAUCCUAUCCGAUGGAGGCGCUGGAGAUCAACGAGAGUCAGAACGCGCUGGCCAAGCGACCCAAGAAGAUUCAGGGCCAUGCCAACUUCUUCAAGGCUGGGAUCGGUCUCGGUCGUCACCUGGUCUGCUCCGUCAAGACCUCCGCCCUGUCGUCCACGAUCAAGGUCUACGAGCCGAUGGACAAUUUGGCCAAGGGCAAGAAGAAGUCCGCGGUCAGUAAGAUGUUCCAGAGCGGCCAGGAUACAUUGAAGCCUUUCAAGGAAUACUACAUCCCUGCGGAGUCGUCCUCGAUCCACUUCCUUCGCUCCACCCUCUGUGUGGGCUGCGCCCGUGGGUUUGAAGUCGUCAGUCUGGAGACCACUGAGACGCAGUCGCUCCUGGAUCAGGCCGAUACUUCGCUGGAUUUCGUCGCCCGCAAGGAAAACGUCAAGCCGAUUCACAUCGAGCGGAUGAACGGCGAGUUCUUGCUGAACUACAGCGACUUUUCCUUCUUUGUCAAUCGCAAUGGCUGGCGCGCGCGUCCCGACUGGAAGAUCUCCUGGGAGGGCAAUCCCAACUCGUUCGCCCUCUCCUACCCGUACAUCCUUGCCUUUGAGCCCAAUUUUAUUGAAAUCCGGCACAUCGAGACGAGCGAACUGAUUCACAUCAUGACGGGCAAGAACAUUCGCAUGUUGCAUUCAUCGACCCGCGAGAUUCUCUAUGCCUACGAAGAUGAAGGAGGCGAGGACGUCGUCGCCAGUUUGGAUUUCUGGAGCAAACCGCAGAUUUAG